AUGAGUUUCAUGUGGAACGUUGUGUAUGUGAUCAUCGCCUUAGUGGUUGUGAAGAUCAGCCAGUGGUUGUGGCAAUGGUCGAAUCCAAACUCCAAGGGCAGUGGCAAGCUACCGCCGGGGUCAAUGGGUUUUCCAAUCGUCGGAGAGACGUUGGAAUUCUUUAGGUCUUCUGGAUUACUCGAGAUCCCACCCUUUUUCCAGAAGAGGAUGCUAAGGUACGGGCCAUUGUUUCGGACCAACAUUUUGGGCUCUAGGACGGUGAUUUCGACGGACGCAGAUGUUAUCUACGAGAUUUUCCGGCAGGAGAACCAGUCUUUUAUACAAAGCUAUCCGGAUAUUUUUGUCAAGGUACUUGGAAAAGACAAUGUGUUCUUCAAGACAGGAGACAUCCACAGACAUAUCAAACAUGCCACUAUGCAUCUCAUUGGCUCGGAAGGUUUGAAGCGAAAGCUGAUAGGAUUUAUGAACCGGACCACCCGCUAG
This is a messenger RNA of Brassica napus (rape), 483 nucleotides long. Its product is annotated as cytochrome P450 708A2. NCBI's taxonomy places the organism in Eukaryota, Viridiplantae, Streptophyta, Magnoliopsida, Brassicales, Brassicaceae. The record is from RefSeq and is a predicted model, not a curated record. Gene Ontology annotation, molecular function: monooxygenase activity; heme binding; iron ion binding. Gene Ontology annotation, biological process: sterol metabolic process. Bases 1 to 483 code for a protein of 160 amino acids. The transcript is spliced from 2 exons.